CACACGUGUUAUACGCUCGCGAGGAUGGGAAUGGGGAAGUUUCCCUAAAUCGAGCGAAAGUGACGUGAAAGGGCGCCAUGUGGAACGGGGGUGGAAAAAAUAUAUUUCAAAAGCGCCAUAAAGGUGCACCAUAAACUACAAUUUCAAAGACAAUUUUUUCUCGUAAAAAUAUCGUAAAAAUCCUUCCCUCGAAAGGAAAAUUCAUUUUAAUGAUAGGAAAAGCCCUAGUUUGUUUUUCUUUUUAAAGUAAUAUAUUCAUCGGCUGGUGCUAAUGUGAAAGAAUUUGAAGAUGGGACUUAUUCGAGUGUUUAUCAUGAAAGAGAUGAUAAAUAUAUGGCGGGAGAAAGUAAAUUGGCUCUGUUUGAGGCUCGUUAAUCAGUUCAAUUGAAAAACGUAUUAAUAAGUCGGGGUCAUCAGCGGAGGUUAUUCGCAAUGUCCACGCCGGACACAAUGGAUACAAUUGACGAAGCUGAAAAUGCCUGGCACGAGAUGUUGGAGUGCGAAACAGGAACGCUCUUGGGUCGUGUCGCCGACCUGGAGAAGCAGUCCCUGUCUCAAAGAGACGAGAUAGUCUGUCUUCGAGCGACUUUGGCGGAUGCUCUGAGGCGAAUCGCUCAAUUGGAGGGUCGUGAGAAAAGAGAGGAUGACAGAAAUGAAAGGAGAAGCGAGAGAGGUCUCUCUUCGCCCUUGAGGAAUGGACACGCCCCAUUUAGAAGUAACCAAAAUUCAGUUCCAUUAAAAGACAUGAGACUGCGACAAGGCACCCUUUCCGGCUUAAGGACUUCUCCUUCUUCGGGAUCAGCUCAGGAUGUCAGAGAUGCAAAUUCAAGUCCAAGGCGAACUAUUAGUUACACACCACCAUCACAACUUCCGCAGAGAAGAUCCGUCCACUAUCAAUCAACAAAUUCUCUGCAUUCUGAUAGCCCAAGCAGUAGUAGCGUAUCUCCGGUACCAUCACCCAGUCCGAGAGCAACACCACUUCCUGUUGCAAGCAGAUCUCCGACGACAAGAGCGAAUGGACCUCCGCCGCAGAGUAGCUUAAGAAGAGCAAAAAGAUGGUCUUCCACUGGAGAUUUUACGCAUUCUCCUCAAUCUCCGGGAAAUAACACCCAACUCGGUGGAUCUAGAUUGUCUGCCUCCACCAAGUCACUCUUCAACCUCUACAAGCCUCCAGCGCCAAACAGCGUGAAACACGGCACGAGAGAUAUGCAGUACAACGAGGAUGAAGGUACUGUUCGGAUGUACCUUCGAGGACGACCAAUCCUCCUUUAUGUGCCUACUCCUGCUGUGGAGACCUAUGACCCCCAUAAGGUCAGUACUCCACCUCACAGCAAACUGAAAUUAGACUGGGUUUACGGAUAUAGAGGAAGAGACUGUAGAAACAACUUGCAUCUUCUGCCAACUGGCGAGAUCGUUUAUUUUGUUGCUGGUGUGGUCGUCCUUUAUAAUAUGGAGGUCCAUAGUCAGAGGCAUUAUAUUGGACACACUGAUGAUGUCAAAUGCAUAGCCAUUCAUCCUAAUAAAUUAGUAGUGGCCACUGGUCAGGUCAGAGGCGUUGAUCGUAACUCGAUGUCUCACAUAAGGAUAUGGAACUCAGUGAGUUUAACAACCCUAGCAGUAAUCGGCAAUGGAGAAUUCGAUGGAACAAUCUGCUGUUUAUCAUUUUCGAAAGCAGAUGGAGGAAAUUAUUUAUGCGCUAUCGACGAAACCUCUGACCACAAUAUUUCUGUCUGGGAUUGGCAGAAGGGUGAUCGAGGUGUGAAGCUCACAGAGACGAAGUGUUCGGUUGAUACGGUAGUCUGUGCCGAAUGGCAUCCGCUAGAACGAAGUCAAAUUGUCUCGUGUGGAAAAGGACACGUAUCUUUCUGGUCCUUGGAUAAUGGUGGAAUGCUUUACAAAAAAAUGGGGGUUUUCGAAAGUCGAGAAAAACCCAGAUACGUCACCUGUGUGGCUUUUAAUCAGAGUGGUGAUGUCCUCACUGGCGACAGUAAUGGUAACGUCAUCGUCUGGGCAAGAGGAACGAAUACGAUAGCAAGGUUGGUGAAAAAUCUUCACGAAGGUUCAAUAUUUUCGAUAUGUGUUUUAAAAAAUGGAAGUAUCGUCACCGGGGGUGGCAAGGACGGAAGAAUUAUUCACUUUGACCAAUCUUUAAAUAUGACUGGAGAAGAGGCACAGAUCGAGGACCACUUUGGCGGAAUUCGGACAGUCAGCGAAGGCAGGGGUUCUCAACUUUUGGUGGGUACGACCAGAAAUUGUAUUUUACUUGGGGAUCUGGAAAUGGGAUUUAAUCCCACAGUGCUGGGUCAUACUGAUGAGGUAUGGGGUUUGGCUUCACACCCGACCUUACCUCAAUUCGCGACUGCAGCUCAUGAUCGUUUGCUGCAAAUGUGGGACAGCCUCAGUCACACUGUCGUAUGGAGCAAGGACAUCGGGGAACAAGCACAAAGCGUCUGUUUUUCGCCUGAUGGUAACAUAAUGGUUGUUGGUUGCACAUCCGGAAAGUGGUUGGUAAUUGAUAGCGAAACGAGGGAAUUAUACAGCCAUCAUUCGGAUGGUAAUGAGCCGCUUCAGGUCGUCCGAUUUUCUCCAGAUGGUUCUAUGCUUGCCAUUGGCUCUAGGGAUAAUCAUAUUUACAUUUACCAAGUGAAUGAGGAUGGAACAAAAUACAGUCGAGUUGGUCGUUGCAUGGGGCAUUCCAGUUUUAUAACUCAUUUGGACUGGUCAGUGGAUGGACAACAUUUGCGAAGCAAUAGUGGCGAUUACGAAGUGCUUUAUUGGAAUCCCGGUGUUUGUCGACAAAUUCCUCAGUCGUCGACAUUAAGGGAUGUUGAUUGGGCCUCGCAAACUUGCGUUAUUUCUUUCGAGACUAUUGGAAUUUGGCCAGAUGGUGCUGAUGGAACAGAUGUUAACAAUUGUUCACGUAGCGGCGAUGGCAAGUUACUUGCCACUGGUGAUGACUUCGGUAAAGUCAAACUCUUCUCUUACCCGGCUAGCCAACCGAAGUCUCUUCACCACACUUAUGGAGGUCACUCAAGUCACGUGACCAAUGUGGCCUUCCUGCAGGAUGAUACCCGUCUGGUAUCCACAGGAGGUGGUGAUACCAGCGUUUUACAGUGGGUUGUCAACUAAACUCACCAAGCCGGAAGUGACAUCGCAGGAACUUUGCGGUAUCAGCUUUUUCCCGCCAACUGACCGAUAGAUGAAAGACGGAAAAAGAGAGGCGUGAAAUCACUUUCAUCGACACCAACAGGACUUUCGGUUUUGAGCAAUGAUUCUCAACCGACCUGUCUAUAAGGUCCCGUUUUUAGUGUUCGAUUGUACAUAACAUUAUUUAUCUUCUCCUUUUUCUUACUUUCGAUUUUCCAAUCUUUACGACAAGUUUGAAUCAACUUCUUAUCAACGACAACGCCGAAGAUUAAGGAAAAAUCUCAUAGACUAAUGAACUUCAAUUGAGGGCCCGGAUGCAAUAAUGGAGGUUGCAUUUUUCUUUCGCGAAAACAAAGUCCCCUGGAGGCUUUAAAAAAAUCAAAUUUUAAUUUUCGAACGCUGUAUCUGGACUUUGUCUUCUAGUGUUUCCUUUAUAGAAGGAAUGUUCAUCAGGCCAGUGAGUUUCUGCAGCGAGUUUCUCCAGUGAGUUUUUGUUUUUAGGGCAAUAAUUUUCUUAAUGAAUACAAAUUUAACAAAAGUAAUUUUACAGAACACUAGUGAAUUUUAUUCAAUUUUUAUUGCAUUUUUCUCUUGUAUUAAAUAAAAUUAUGCCGAAGGAAAAUAGUAUUAAACAUAUUAAUCGUCUAGUGGUUUUUCGCGUAUAAAGAUUACGUUUUAUUGUCUUUGUACAAAUUAAUUACGAAUUGAAUACAAUCUUAUUUAUAGCUUACUUUUUUAAAAUUGUUAUUCCUUAAGAAUAUUAAGCAAUAUUGUUUCACAAGCAAAAACUCACCAGCGAGACUUCUGCACCGUGGCGCAUAUAGUAAACUAAAAAACUCGAGCGCUGCCAUAAAUGAAAAUUAUUAUUGCUCCUAACCGAUUCAAUAUUUUUAUCUGAAACUUUUGAAAAAACUUUAUAGUACCUUCCUCCAAAUUUUUUUUGCGAUAAAUUUUUGUUCGCUCAAAAUUCUUACGAUAAACAAAACGCUGAAAGACAUAAAAGUUUAAUUUACGCCCAGUGUCAGAAGAAAAUAUUUUACUAAAUAAAUCUUUUCAAAUUAUGACUAUUCCAUUAGUCAAAAGAUACCCGAAAGUUUAAUCCCUGAUAAUUGUAUUGAAAAAUUACAAGUAAAAGCGCUUAAAAAUUAAAAUCUGUUUUUUUUUAAAUCCUAUAGCGGACUUUGUUUUUAGAAUAAAAAUUUUUUCUGAAUGCAUCCGGACCCUCAAUUUGAACAAGAAAAUAUUACCUCUAUUGAAAUGAAAAUACUAUUUUUAGACAAGCUUUUAUGCACAGAAAUAAACGGGAAAGAUAAAUGAAGAAUUUGGGACUCAAAUGAGGAUAUUCUUUUUACGGGAAAUACAUUUUCAUUCAAGGUUUUAAAGUAAGGUUGAAACUUGAUUAAAAUUAACACUGAAAGGUACAUUCGUUUUGAAUUUAGCUAAUAGUUUAAUUCCAGUUAGAAUUUAAUGCCUUUUAAAUAUUAAACCUUGACUGGCAUUUUUUAUCUUCCCGUUGUUUUUUAGGGAAAAUUUAUCAUUCUAAUCAAACAAUGUUGCAAUGUCGACUUAAAGUAAAGACUAAAGAGCUAAAACGAUUGUAUCGAAGACAAGAGACAUCAUUUUUAUUAAUAAUGUUCUGAUUCAAGUAUUUAAUUUCGAAAGUAUUAAGUAACCAUAACAAAAAUGUGGGACGAAAAAAGAACUUAAUUUCAGGAAUUAGUUCCACAUUUUUGAUAAAUGACCCAUUUCAUAUGAAAUCGUGCAGCCUGACCCUGGCGAUAUCAAAGAACUUUUUGGGGUUGAAAUAUUUUUUUUUUUUCAAAUUAAAAAACGAGACAUGUUUUUUUUGGGCUUGUCUAGACGUCACGAAAAAUUAAGGGAGUUGGGAAAACGGGUGAAUUAAAUUUUUGGGACGAGACACUUCUUUUUUCACAAAAAUAUUUUUUUCAAAAUGUUAAAGACUACUUGUAUAUUCAGAUGAAUUGUGAACAAAUUAAAGAAAAAUUUCUUUGAAAAUUUGUUACGUUUUUCGAAAAAGAACUAAAAAGUGAAUUUGCCCAAAAAGGGCACCUUUCGUUAAAUUUUUUUCAGAUUCAUACUAAUAUGAGAGAAAAACUUAUUCUUUUAUAAUAGAAAAUACACUUUUCUAACUUGCAUUUUUUUAAAUAUUCGUAUUCUUUUGUCUGAUAAAGAAGCUAAAAUAAUAUAUAUUUACAAAAUAUAGAGUUACAACGUUGAAAAAUAUCAGAUAUUUUAGAUUUUAGAUUUCAAUUUUAAAAAUUGAUGAAAUUAUGAUUUUUGCUGUUUUGUUUAAAAUAAUUUUGCUUUUUGCUUUACUUAAUAAUAGUGGCAGUGUACACGAAGGAAAAGAAGCAGAGAAAAAGAAAAAUUAUAUAAAUACAAUUUCCUAAAAUUAUAUUACAUUCACCAAACUUGUUAUUUAAUUUUCUCAAAUUUAUCAUAAUUUAUCGAAAUUGAUCAUCGUGAUGACAUAAUUUUGCAAAAAAAUAAAUAAAAA
Messenger RNA from Belonocnema kinseyi, 5665 nucleotides. Its product is annotated as echinoderm microtubule-associated protein-like 2. Gene Ontology annotation, cellular component: mitotic spindle. The record is from RefSeq and is a predicted model, not a curated record. Lineage: Eukaryota; Metazoa; Arthropoda; Insecta; Hymenoptera; Cynipidae. Gene Ontology annotation, biological process: microtubule cytoskeleton organization. Gene Ontology annotation, molecular function: microtubule binding. Bases 433 to 3129 code for a protein of 898 amino acids. The transcript is spliced from 18 exons.